GACUUAGCAGAGCAGAGGACAUAUAGAGAUCCAAAAAACAAACGACUGUUAAACAAUCCCCUCCUCAAGCACACUGAAUUUUCCUUCUCCGGCGGCCAUGGCGGAAGACCUCGUGCUAGAUACACCGAUCAGAAAUUGGGUAUUGAUCCCUCUUUCGGUGGUCAUGGUCCUUAUCGGAGUUCUCCGCUAUUUUGUCUCUAAGCUCAUGCGCUCCUUUCAAGUCCCCGAUCCAAAAAUCGUCAAAGAAGGGCAAGUCGUCGUUAGGGCACGAAAUUUGCGUGCUGGUGCUAAUUUCAUUCCUCCUAAAUCGUUUCGCGCUCGUAGAUUUUACUUCAGUAACGAGGAAAAUGGGUUAUUAUAUGUUCCGAAAGGACAGGGUCAGAACCCACAGGCACAAAUGUUUUCUGACCCAAAUAUGGCAAUGGACAUGAUGAAGAAAAACCUUUCAAUGAUUAUUCCCCAGACUCUUACUUUUGCUUGGGUCAACUUCUUCUUCUCUGGAUUUGUAGCAGCCAAAAUACCAUUUCCACUGACUCAGAGGUUCAGGUCCAUGUUACAGAAUGGGAUUGAUUUGAGCACUGUUGAUGUCAGCUAUGUCAGUAGCCGCUCAUGGUACUUCCUCAAUCUAUUCGGAUUAAGAGGUUUAUUUAGUCUCAUUCUGGGAGAAGAAAAUGCCAUGGAUGACACACAGCGUAUGAUGCAGAUGGGAGGAUUCGGCUUUGAUCCAACAAAGAAUUUAGGUGCUGAGAAGGACAACCUUGACAUAAUGCAGCAUGAUUGGGCCAUGCCUAAGUUUGAGCAGCGUGCUGAAGCAGUAUUGAGAAAACUAGUCCACUGAAAUAUCAACUUAGUGAACAGCUUGAUCGUCGUGCACUGCAUGCUUCUUUAAUCUUUUUGUUCAAUUCCUUUGUAGCUCUGCUGUUUGCUUGAUUCUAAAUUGCUUUAGGAACACUUGGAAUACAUUACUAUAGUCUUUUUGCUCAUAAGUUUAUUCUAAUUAUUCAAAAGAAUUUCAAAUAGCUGGUUGUAGUGAUUUUGAACAUUUUCUUAACUCGUUCAAUUACUUUA
This is a messenger RNA of Humulus lupulus (European hop), 1068 nucleotides long. RefSeq lists its product as uncharacterized. Gene Ontology annotation, biological process: protein folding in endoplasmic reticulum. Lineage: Eukaryota; Viridiplantae; Streptophyta; Magnoliopsida; Rosales; Cannabaceae. The transcript is spliced from 8 exons. Gene Ontology annotation, cellular component: EMC complex; membrane. The record is from RefSeq and is a predicted model, not a curated record. The coding region runs from base 98 to 838 and encodes 246 amino acids.